This is a messenger RNA of Hevea brasiliensis (rubber tree), 2519 nucleotides long. RefSeq lists its product as uncharacterized. The record is from RefSeq and is a predicted model, not a curated record. Gene Ontology annotation, cellular component: nucleus. Lineage: Eukaryota; Viridiplantae; Streptophyta; Magnoliopsida; Malpighiales; Euphorbiaceae. Gene Ontology annotation, biological process: regulation of DNA-templated transcription. The transcript has 13 exons. Bases 266 to 2254 code for a protein of 662 amino acids.
CCAAAGAGAGGUAAACCAAAAUAAAACCCUAAGUUGAAGCCGUGCUCCACUUGCCCUCCAAAAAUCCAAAAUCAGGAAAUUCAUUUCUUGACCCCAAAAAUUUUCAGUAUUCUCAAUUCUCUCCCGCCACUACAGGAAUAAAGGGAACCAAGUGCAAACAAGCCAAAAAGCUGAUACAUUUUUCCGAUUAUCACUCUAUUUUGUCUUUGAUAUCCAUAGUUUUGUUUUGUUUGGGAAACACCUCCAAAAAGCAGUUGCACCAGUCAUGGCAGUUAAUUCUUCAGGUCUUAAUUUGACAAGCCAAGCUGCUGCUCAAGAGCAGAAGAAUGGUCCCUCUAAUUGCCCCGGAGUUCGGGUCAUUGGAAGAAGAAUAUAUGAUCCUGAAAAAGGGAAGAGUUGUCACCAAUGCCGGCAAAAAACACGGGAUUUGGCAGCUGGUUGCAAGAACCAGAAAAGAAACAAGCAAUGUCCCAUUCAUUACUGCCAUAAAUGCCUGCUGAACAGGUAUGGAGAGAAAAUUCAAGAGGUAGUGCUGUUUGAUGAGUGGAAAUGUCCCAAGUGUAGGGGCAUUUGCAAUUGCAGCUUGUGUAUGAGGAAAAGAGGUCAUAGGCCUACUGGUAUACUUGUGCACACAGCCAAGCAAAGUGGGUUUUCCUCUGUCUCAGAACUUCUUCGAGUUAAAGGUGCUGAGAAUUUUGGUAUUGAUAGAAUUGCAAAAGAUGCAAGGGUUUCAUUGAAGAAGCCUGGUUCCACAAAGGAGUCUACACCUGCUUCACCAAGGAAACCAGAGAAGGAAAACUCUUUUGAAGGAAACAAUGAUCUGAGCGAGCAUUUUCAGAAUUUAACACUAAUCUCUAACAAGAGGAAAUAUAAGAAAAUGAGAAGGGAAGGAUUACUGGGUCUAGAAGUUAAUGAUGAUGAUGAGGCUAGUUUGGGGGAGAGUGAUCAGAAUAAGCCUGGACUUACUGAGGAAGUUUCUAAAAAAAAAGUGAAGACAAAUGAAGAUGAUGAAAGUGUUGUGGUAGAGAACAGCAAGUCUAAGACACAGUAUGAGGAUAUUCCUAAGAAAGAACUAAAGCAAAAUGGAAAGGAAGAGCUGGAUGCUGCAAAUCUAAAAAAUGGAGCUGUUUUGAGUGAUGUUGAAAAUGAUAAUCUUGAUACCAAGAACAUGACAGCUGUAGAGUUGGGCAAAAUUGUGGAGCACCACAGCAAACAAAUUGAUGAAAAAAUUCCAUUGCCUUCAGCCACCUGCUUAACUACUGUAGCUGGGAUUGAGUUACCCAAUGAAGAUGUUGGGGAUGCACUGCAAUUCUUCGAGUUUUGUGCUGCUUUUAGUGAGGUUCUUGAUAUCAAGAAAGGGCAAGCUGAAGCUGUCAUUAGAGAAAUAAUAGCUGGCCAAAGAGAGUGCCGGUCACAACACUCGUUAUUAGUGCAGUUUCACAUCAAACUAUUGUCCCUGAUACAAGAGGAUACGGGAGAAGUAUUUGCAGACCUAAGUCCAGCAAAUGGCCAAAAUUCAUGGUUGAAAGCUCUUGGGAAAUGUGUCUCUAAAUGCAAAUUCAUAUCAUUGGGAUUCCCCUCUGAUUGUUUUGAUACUGGUGAUGAAGGAUAUGAUAUGUUGAGUACCUCACAAAAGUUUAAACUCUUGAAUUUUCUAUCUGAUGAAGCUCUUAAUACAAAAUAUUUGAGGAGUUGGAUUGAUGAUCAAAAUUCUAAAUUUGUUGAAAGACAGAAGGAAGCAAAAGAAAAGGUUCAUGCAGCGAAAGAUAAGGAGAAACAUUUGAAACAGAAGAUGCAGGAUGAGGUGGCUAAAGCCAUCAAUGCAGAAAAUGGUGCUCCCUUCUCUGUUUCUGAGCACGAAACUAUAGUGUCACAAAUGAAAAACGAAGCUGCACAAGCUCAUGCAGAAGUGAUGGAGGCUAUGGGGAUGGUACCCAAAAAGAGACAAAGAUCUGAUGCUUUUAGAACAGACCCUAUGCUUGUGGAUGCCAAUGGUCGUGCCUUUUGGAGACUAAAAGGUUGUAAUGAUCAACAGGAUAUCUUGCUUCAAGAUAUGGGAAGCCAGACUUCAUUUGCGCCUGAGGAGAAAUGGUUUGUCUAUGAUGCUGAGCAUAAACAAGAAAUUGAGAAGUACAUCUCCUCAAGGACAAAAAGGCAUAGGGUUCGAAAAGUUACUAAAACCCCUCCUGCUGGAGACGGGGAAACAUGCUCUUUGGAUGCUUUUUCUGACAGUUUGCCAUCUUAUUGUGCAUAAUUGGAGAUCAAGGAGUAAAUUCUGAGAUUUAUCAACCACAGUUUUGUACAGUGGCAUCAUGCAAAGUCAUCUGAUACAGAGCCUAUAAUAUUUGUAUAUGCUUCAAUAAUGGUGAAUUUUUCACCUUUUUAUAGGGCGGCUAAUUGUUUAUGUUAUUGUUGUUUUGGUAUGCGACCUUUCUUGUAAAGGUCAUUAUUUCCUUGCAUGUAAAACUCUGAAUAAUCUAUAGAGGAAACAAAUCAUGUGCAAGUUUUCCUUUGCUAAA